GUUUGGUCAUAAGUAACAUGCUAUACAUACACGUAAUGAGUCGUAGUUUCGGAUGUGCAGCGAAUAUAGAGAUAUUUUAAAUUGUAAUAAAUUUGAUUUCACCUGUAGGAAUGUUCGAUAUUGUAAUAUGAUAUUUGACUGCGGUUAGCAAAUAGCAGAAUUCGAAAUGUAAAAAUGCAUAGCGUAAGCAUAAUUAAUAUUUGGCUCGUUACUUCACAGCUAAGUAGUCAACGCUACAACGAACUUUAUCGUCUGCUAGCCACUGCUAGCAACAAGGUGGCGUCAAUUAUCGAUUGUGUACGUUGUGUAUAGGGCGGCCGGCAUGUCGACGAAUGCCACAGUUUUUACAAUUUUCUGUCAAACGGUCGGCAAAGUUGUUGGCUAAAUAUCGAAACAUGGACCGGGGAUGAUGCCAGGCACCUCGCGUCAGUUUGGAGCCUCCGCUAGUGGACCAGAAUGGGACACAUUAAUGGAGGUUCAUCAUGAACCUAUCGAAAAAAAUUAUGAACUCCAUGAGGAGAUUGGAAAAGGUCAAUUUGCUGUGGUCAGAAAAUGCAUAGAACUAAAGACUAAUGCAGUAUUUGCUGCCAAGAUUAUGAGGAAGCGGAGGGUUGCCAGGGGAGUAGCCACAGCUGAUAUUGCAAGAGAAGCAGGUCUUUUGGCAAGAUUGAGACAUCCAAAUAUCGUGUCUUUGCACAAAGUUAUUGACACAGGUACAACUGUUGUUCUCCUAUUAGAAUUGAUUACCGGAGGUGAAUUGUUUCAUUGGACACCAUCCAGCGAAGUUGAAGCUACGCACGUGGUGCGACAAGUUUUACUGGCUUUAAGUCACUUACAUUCCCAUCAAGUAGCGCAUUUGGAUAUUAAGCCUGAAAAUAUACUUUUGUCUACACCCCCACCCAUGCCAAGCAUUAAGCUAAUCGAUUUGGGACUUUCUCAUCGUUUGACACCUGGUUCGGAACAUCGAGCUCUCUUUGGAACGCCAGAAUUCGUGGCCCCAGAAAUUGUCAAUUACGAACCUCUUAGUCUUGGAACAGAUCUAUGGGCUGUUGGGGUCUUGACUUAUAUUCUUUUGAGUGGAGCUUCACCAUUUUUGGGUGAAGAUAAGCAAGAAACAUAUGCUAACGUUGCUUCCUGCCAAUAUCAAUUUGACAAUGAAUACUUUAGCAGUGUUUCUACACUAGCCAAGGAUUUCAUUCAGUCUUUAUUAGUCAAAGAUGCAAAGGAAAGAGGCAGCGCGGAAUCAUGUCUCAAGCACCCAUGGAUAAUGACGGGCUCUGACGGACCUCAGGGUCUCAGGGGAGCUAUGAUGAGUGCUGUUAAACGUGGAUGCAUAGAAGCUGUAUUACAGUUACUGCAGCAAGGAGCACCACUCGAUGUAACGGAUUUGAAGGAAGACACGUUGUUGCACACAGCUUGCGAAACUGGCAACGAAUCGAUGGUAUCAUUACUGAUAGAUAACGGCGCAGAAUUAGAUGCUGCCAAUAAAAAGGGUUUGACUCCGCUGCAUGUGGCCGCUCGGCAUGGUCAUAUUAAUUUGGUGCGGUUAUUGUGUCAUGCCGGUUGUGACGUAGAUAAAACUAAUCGCGGAAUUCGAGCUGAUGUGACAGCAAUUAAACAUGGUCAUCUUGAGAUAGCCAAUUUGUUGGACAAAUUGAGAAAUCCAGUGCAGAGGGAUAAUUAUAUACGACAACUACAGCCAACCCAAAGACCCAUAGAACGUCUUCAUAUCCGACUUUUGGGGCAUUGUGCGUCGGGAAAAUCAUCUCUAGUACGUUCUCUCAAGUCAGGUCUCUUCAGUUUUGGAUUUUUCCGAAGAUCCCGAAGUCAGAACUGUACUGCAAAAAGAGAACCAAGUAUUGAAUUGGAUGUAACCAGCAAACACGGCUCCUUGAGUUUCGAAUAUAGUGACAGUGAAUAUGAAGGUACUUUGGGGGUGGAAUGGAGUCGUGGAAAUGCAGGAGGUGAUUGUGUGUUUUGGGAGUUAUGCGGCCGUGAGGAAUAUUUAAUAGCAUACCAUCAUGUUUUGACAUAUCAACAGCCUGCUGUUCACCUUGUUACAAUCAGUCUCAGAGAACCAUUAACUGUUCAGGUACAGCAAGCAAGGUUCUGGCUGCGAUACAUUUUAGAUCGUAUUCAACCAACCAAUAUCGGAUUUGGGGGCAGAUGUAGUGAUGUGAAAGUAAUAUUAGUUGGAACUUAUGCUCCUGAAACUCCAGUUCCUACUUCUAAUGGAGUAAGCCUUCUAGCUCCACUCCUGCCCCUGUUAAGUGAAUACAUGUCAAUUUUGGGAGAUGAACCUCAGCUGGUUGCACUAGAUGCAACGAAUCCAUCCAGCCCUGGACUUAAGCUUCUUAGAACCUAUUUAAAUUCCAUCAGAGCACAAUUUAAUGAGGGAGGAGGGGGAGCUACGGAAACUUUUCGUCAAAGUCACGACUCGAGUGCCGCACCCACGUACGCGCCCUUGGCAAAUCUUGAAUUGCAGGGAGCUUUGGUAUGGACAGGGCUGGUAGAAGUAUGGAGGUCACAUUUGCAGACCAUGGAAGAAACACCAGUUAUGUUAACUCUUGAGGAGCUAUUGGCAGACGUGAGAAAAGUUAAUCCUUUGACAUCUUUAGAUCAUUGUAGACAACUUGGACAACAGCUACAGGCCUUAGGAGAAUGCGUACUUCUACCUGAUGAUUUGGUAGUACUCAAUCCCGAGUGGCUUUGGCGAGACGUUAUUGGUUGGCAAUUGAGUCCAGAACACAGAGGUCGUUUGGGAGGACGUACUACCGGAGUUUAUACAAUGGAUGACUUUCAAGCUAGGUGUCCUUGUCCAGCUGCUCAAGCACUGCAAGCUCUCCAAGCUAUGAAUCUCUGUAUACCGUGUGAAGUUGACGAAGAUGAAGUGGAGUUUGAACUUCCCUGUUUGAAUUUGAUAGAACGAUUGCCUGGCCUUUGGGAACCUUGGAAGUCUUCUCCUACAACCUUGCCCCAUGCAGGAUUGCGGUUUUGCCUAGGAGAAGCGUCAUUAUACCACUUGUCACCUAUAUUUCCUCAUUUGCAGGCCCAGUUGCGAAAAAUCACACAGUCUUGGGACCCUCGCGAUUCGGAUUUAUAUCAGUGGUGGCGGGGAUCAAAGUUAUGCGUGGGAGCCUGUGAGAGUAUAGUUACUUUAGAAGAAGAAGAUCAAGGUUACAUAGAGGUAAGAGUUCGCGGACCUCGAGGAACUAGCCGUCAAUGUGCAGGAUUAUUCAACGUCAUUCUUGAUGCUCUGGAUACCACUGUGGAAAUUGUAGCUCCGGGUAUGCUGCUAGAAAAGCAUUGGUUAAGCCCCAGUCAGCUUCGAGACUAUGAUGAGGUGAUACAUAGCUGGGAACCAGCAACGUUUCUUUCAGCACUGAUUGAUUUGAGCUUAGAUGAAGCGAUAAUGAAGAAUCCAUUCAAUGGGCAGCAAGAAAGUAUUUGGGAAAUCGUUGGGUUUGGUUUAUCAUUAAACCAUGAAACAAUAUCUGGUACACGAUUACCAGUAAAGCAGAUAAAGGCCAGUGUCCAAAGACGAUUAGCCCAGAUGCUGGAUCCUCCAGAAUCUCAUGGCAGAGAUUGGUGUCUCCUUGCAGUUAGGCUUGGUCUUGGUGAUCGAGUAGCACAGUUUGAUAGUACAACAGAUAGUCCAACCCUACGACUGCUGAACUGCGCUGGAACUGAUUCCACUGUAGGCUCUUUAGUCCAACAGCUUCAAGCGUUAGGACGCGAGGACGCUGCUCAACUGCUGUUGUCGCACACACCAACACAUUAUAUGUCAACUUUGAUUGAUUCUGAAACUGGCUCUAACUUAUCCAGAUGACGAUACAAUGAUUAUAAAUACCAAAUGAGCACAUUUUAAGGCUUAAGAAUAUUUCUUACUGAAUCUCUAUUCGAUGAAAUUUGCCAAAAAUUCAAUAUUUCCGCCCA
This is a messenger RNA of Neodiprion virginianus, 3936 nucleotides long. Its product is annotated as death-associated protein kinase 1-like. Gene Ontology annotation, biological process: positive regulation of apoptotic process; intracellular signal transduction; protein phosphorylation. Gene Ontology annotation, molecular function: protein serine/threonine kinase activity; protein binding; ATP binding. Gene Ontology annotation, cellular component: nucleus. NCBI's taxonomy places the organism in Eukaryota, Metazoa, Arthropoda, Insecta, Hymenoptera, Diprionidae. The transcript is spliced from 20 exons. The coding region runs from base 407 to 3829 and encodes 1140 amino acids. The record is from RefSeq and is a predicted model, not a curated record.